CUCUCUGAGUAACACUGUAAACCACCAACGCGCAUGCGCAGGACAGUGCGGCAGUGAGCUAGCGCCCACCCCUCUCCGCUGACGUUGUGGUCAUGUGGUGUGUGAGUGCGUCGACGCUGCAUCUGCACUGCGCAGGCGCAGAUUUUUGAACGCUGCUGCGGGCGGGAUACGGUGAAUCGGUUCGGGGAUCAUAGCGAUUGACUGAGGGACUGACUGCUGCCGUCGCUGCUCAGACCUGUGUGACUGCUGUAAUAAUAAGCACCGAGGGGCGAGUUACAGCCAUGACCGUGGAGAAGAAAGGGCUCCAGAUAAAGGAGGUCUUUGACCUGUCUCAGAAGCCGCACCAGAAUCAUGCCAAGCUGGUCUCUGCCCUCAGGGUCACCUACGAUAAGAUUGAGGAUAAAUCCAUUUUCCUGGAAGAAUUUAUUCACUACUUGAAGUACCCUUUAAUAAUUUACAGGAGAGAGCCCGCCGUGGAAAGGGUUAUGGAUUUUGUGGCCAAGUUUGUAGCUUCUUUCCACAAUUCUGAUAGUGAGGAGGAAGAUGAAAUGGAUGAAGAAAAUUCCCCUGUUAAUUACCUAUUUAAUUUCCUUCUACAGUCUCACACUGCUAAUAGCAUGGCAGUGAGGUUCAGGGUUUGCCAGCUUAUUUAUAAGCUAUUGGUAAACCUGCCAGAAAACGCUCAGAUCGAUGAUGAUUUGUUUGAUAAGAUCCAUGAUGCCAUGCUGAUACGGGUGACAGACCGAGUGCCCAAUGUGCGGAUCCAAGCAGUGCUGGCUCUGGCUAGGCUUCAGGACCCGAGUGAUGUAAAUUGUCCUGUUUCCAAUGCAUACAUGCACUUGCUGGAAAAUGACUUGAAUGCAGAAGUGCGGAGAGCGGUGUUAUCUUGUAUUGCUCCUUCUGCCAGAACCUUGCCAAAAAUUGUGGGUCGCACCAUGGACGUGAAGGAACUUGUGCGGAAGCUUGCAUACCAGGUUUUGGCGGAAAAGGUUCACAUAAGAGCAUUAAGCAUUGCUCAAAGAGUGAAACUCUUGCAACAAGGCUUAAAUGACAGAUCAGUGGCGGUGAAAGAAAUUAUGCAGAAGAAGCUGCUGCAAUCAUGGCUCAAAUAUACGGAGGGAAACAUCUUGGAGCUGCUGCAUCGCCUGGAUGUAGAGAAUUCUCCGGAAGUUGCUGUCUCUGCACUAAAUGCAAUGUUCUCUCUCUCUUCUCUCAGUGAGCUGGUGGAUAAGUGCAAAAACAUUGAUGAAAGGAAACUGAUCUCCUUGGACACUCUGAGCCCAGAAAAUGUUUUGUAUUGGAAAACACUGUGUGAAUACUUAAAGUCAAAAGGUGAUGAGGGGGAGGCUGCCCUAGAGCAGAUUUUGCCAGAGCCAGCCGUCUAUGUGGAGUAUCUGUUGAGUUAUCUACGGACUCUCCCAGUUCUCACGGAAGAAGAGAAAACGGACAUGGUCAAAAUUGAAGAGCUGAUGACUAAAGCAUUCAUAGGGCAGCAGCUGAUUUAUAUCAUAGGCUGCCUGGAUACCAGCGAAGAGGGAGGAAGGAAACGUCUUCUUGCUGUCUUACAAGAAAUACUCAUCAUGCCUAAUGUUCCAACAUCCUUUAUAUCCUCUCUGGUGGAAAUUCUGCUCAGUAUUCUCAAAGACGACGACCGCAAAAUUUUAUGUGUAGCAGAAAUAAUUUCGGAACUGCGAGAGCCAAUCAUCACUGUAGAUAAGCCUCCAGACCUUGUGGAAUCUAGGAAAUUGCAAGUAAAGAUUGCCGAUGUAAAAGUGCAGCUCAUUGAAGCCAAACAGGAGUUGGAAGAUUCCAUAAAUGCUCAGGACUUCAGUCGCGCCUCUGAAUUGAAGGAAAGAGUGACAGAGCUAGAAAACUUAAAAACGCAGUUGAUUAAAGAAGCAGAAGAGCCAGAACUUAAAGAAAUCAGAGUGGAAAAGAAUGACCCUGAAACUCUUCUGAAGUGCCUAACUAUGUGCAAUGAACUCCUAAAGCACAUUUCCAUGUCUAAGGGACUGGGAGGAACACUGAACGAAAUUACUGAAUCACUGAUCCUUCCUGGCAUAACUAAUGUUCAUCCCUCUGUAAGAAACAUGGCAGUCUUGUGCAUUGGAUGCUGUGCGCUACAGAACAAAGACUUCGCCAAACGACACUUAACUUUGCUUUUACAAAUUGCACACCUCGAUGAGGUGAAAGUGAGAACCAGUGCCCUGAACGCAGUUUUUGAUCUCCUCUUGCUGUUUGGACUCGAAAUCUUAAAGCCCAGCACAGAUGGCCCUGAAGAUCCACCAAACAAGCCUGAUGAGAACACAAAUGACCCAUCUGAGAGCACCUCUGAGAUGGGGCAACCAGACUCGCCAGCCAGUAAGACUAAUGACGAUGAUGCUGAAGUAAAAGCAGAGAUGUCAGCCAUGAAUUCCAUCUUGAAGCUGUUCUCCGACUUCCUGGAGAGUGAGAUUCCAGAAAUAAGGACAGAGACUGCUGAAGGACUGGCCAAGCUUAUGUUCUCGGGAAGGCUGAUCAGUGCCAAGCUCCUUUCUCGCUUGGUUCUCCUAUGGUACAAUCCGGUGACUGAGGAGGACACAAAGCUGCGGCACUGUCUGGGGGUCUUCUUCCCUAUAUUUGCAUAUUCUAGCCGUACAAAUCAGGAGUGCUUUGAAGAAGCUUUCUUUCCCACGCUUCAAACGCUAUUCAACGCACCAGCCUCCUCUCCACUGGCCAACGUCGAUGUCGCAAAUGUUGCAGAGUUACUGGUCGAUCUUACCAGACCAAGUGGAUUAAAAUCGCAACAGAAACUGGACUAUCAGGUUUCUACAGUGCAUGACAGCCUGGCUUUAAAAAUGUGCAAUGAAAUAAUAAAAGACCCCAAGUCUCCGGAUGUACGUCUCUAUGCCAAAUCCUUGUGUUCUCUGGAGUUGUCAACAGAUUUUUCUAAGGAUCUGCUGCCCAUUUUGGAUGUCGCUCUAGAGGACAUUACGGAUAAAGUGUGUCAAAGGGCGAUAGAGAAAGUCAAGAUGCAAUUAAACAGAAUGGUUCCAAAGGAGGCCAGCUCAGUCACACAGACAUCCACGUGUACAGCUAAUGAGAAAGAUAAUGGGGAAGGAAAACAAAAUGAGGAAAUUGAUGAUGUGUUUGAAGAACAAAAUCUUGAUGCCUCAAAACUAAAGUCUGUAAAAGGAAAAUCUACCAAAGGUCGCAAAAAAGCAUGUUCUGCAAGCAGCAGGAACAAGAGCAGCCGGUCUGCGCAUCAGGUGGAAGCAGAAGGGGAAAAAGAGGAAGCAGAGGCUGUCCCAGUCUCUACACGGCCAUCGAGGAGAGCUAAAAGCCUAGCCAUUGAGAAAACAAAAAUGAAUCUCUCCAAGCUUUUGAAUGAAGAAGCAAAUGCCAAAUAAUGCAGCUUUGUUUGCAAUAUCCAUGAUCCAUAUGGAAUGGCUAAAUGUAACAGCGACACUGCAGAGAUAAUGUAUGUAGGGCGAUAAUAAAGUGACAUGUUCUGUUUG
Messenger RNA from Pseudophryne corroboree (corroboree frog), 3497 nucleotides. It is a transcript of the gene NCAPG, whose product is annotated as non-SMC condensin I complex subunit G. The record is from RefSeq and is a predicted model, not a curated record. NCBI's taxonomy places the organism in Eukaryota, Metazoa, Chordata, Amphibia, Anura, Myobatrachidae. The coding region runs from base 282 to 3389 and encodes 1035 amino acids. Gene Ontology annotation, biological process: mitotic chromosome condensation. The transcript has 21 exons. Gene Ontology annotation, cellular component: condensin complex; condensed chromosome; cytoplasm.